Molecule: messenger RNA, 983 nt
Organism: Brassica oleracea var. oleracea
Lineage: Eukaryota; Viridiplantae; Streptophyta; Magnoliopsida; Brassicales; Brassicaceae
Product: caffeic acid 3-O-methyltransferase-like
Biological process (GO): methylation
Molecular function (GO): S-adenosylmethionine-dependent methyltransferase activity; protein dimerization activity; O-methyltransferase activity
Source: RefSeq, a predicted model, not a curated record
CCUGAGCUAUAAGAAGGAUAAACCAAGAUCCAUCAAAAUCAUCACCAUCUUCAGCAUUACAAGAAAACACACAUACACACAGACUUCUUUGAUUUCCUCGCCUCUGAUCAGUGUGAUCACCAAGUUACAUUCAAGGACAAUAAAGAAAGAAAAAAGAAAAAAAAAGAAUGGGAAUCCUUAUUGAAGAAACCUUAAGCGCUAACUCCAAUACCCAAACUGUUAUUGAUGAUGAUAAUGAGUUGGGUUUGAUGGCCGUGAGACUAGCCAAUGCUGCAGCCUUCCCAAUGGUUCUUAAAGCUGCUCUCGAGCUCGGUGUUUUUGACACUCUUUACGCCGAAGCAGCUCGCACCAACUCGUUCCUCUCACCAUCUGAGAUAGCGAGUAGGCUACCAACUACACCACGUAACCCUGAGGCCCCGGUUUUGUUGGACCGGAUGCUUCGUCUACUUGCUAGCUACUCCAUGGUCAAAUGCGGUAAGGUCUCAUCCGGGAAGGUAGAGAGAGUCUAUAGAGCCGAGCCAAUUUGCAGAUUUUUCUUGAAAGAUAACAUUCAAGAUAUUGGAUCCCUUGCUUCUCAAGUCAUUGUCAAUUUCGACAGUGUCUUCCUCAACACUUGGGCACAAUUAAAAGAUGUGGUGCUAGAAGGAGGAGAUGCAUUUGGCCGUGCACAUGGUGGCAUGAAACUCUUCGACUAUAUGGGAACAGAUGAGAGAUUUAGCAAGCUCUUUAACCAAACCGGAUUUACAAUUGCGGUUGUGAAGAAGGCUCUUGAAGUUUACCAAGGCUUCAAAGAUGUGAAUGUGUUGGUUGAUGUUGGAGGUGGGGUUGGUAACACCCUUGGAGUUGUUACUUCUAAGUAUCCAAAUAUUAAGGGUAUCAACUUUGAUCUGACUUGUGCCUUGGCACAAGCACCUUCUUACCCUGGGGUGGAACAUGUCCCCGGAGAUAUGUUCGUAGAUGUUCCAAAAGGAGAUGCCAUGAUC